This is a messenger RNA of Papaver somniferum (opium poppy), 2055 nucleotides long. RefSeq names its product calnexin homolog 2-like. The transcript has 6 exons. Lineage: Eukaryota; Viridiplantae; Streptophyta; Magnoliopsida; Ranunculales; Papaveraceae. Gene Ontology annotation, biological process: protein folding. Gene Ontology annotation, cellular component: endoplasmic reticulum membrane; endoplasmic reticulum. The coding region runs from base 28 to 1710 and encodes 560 amino acids. The record is from RefSeq and is a predicted model, not a curated record. Gene Ontology annotation, molecular function: calcium ion binding.
CAACAUCCUCGAUUCGAUCCUUGAGACAUGCACAGGUUUUUUCAUUUGCAGGUUGAUAUGAAACAAAAGGAAGUAGAGAAUAAUAAACUACUGCCGUUUAUGGUCGACUUCCUCCUAUUCCUACUACUGACAACAGCAGUUUGUCUCACAAGUAUUCCACAGUAUUCCAUUGCAUCUGCUGAUUCCGUCGACUCUUCUCCGAUAUUCUAUGAUUCGUUCAACCAAUCUUUUGAGGGACAUUGGAUCGUCUCUGAGGAAAAUGACUAUAAUGGUGUAUGGAGGCAUUCGAAGAGUGAAGGACAUGAUGAUUACGGGCUUCUUGUGAGCGAAAAGGCAAGAAAGUAUGCCAUUGUGAAAGAGCUGGAUGAACCUGUCAGUCUGAACGACGGAACAAUCGUUUUGCAGUUUGAGACACGUUUCCAGAAUGGACUUGAAUGUGGUGGUGCAUAUUUGAAAUAUCUCCGGCAGCAAGAGGUGGCAGGAUGGAACCCCAAAGAAUUCAGUAACGAGACUCCCUACUCCAUCAUGUUUGGACCUGACAAAUGUGGUUCUACAAACAAGGUGCAUUUCAUCUUCAAGCAUAAAAACCCCAUAAGUGGAGAAUAUAUUGAGCAUCAUCUCAAGUCCCCCCCUCCCGCACCUUCUGACAAACUCUCACAUGUGUACACUGCGAUACUAAAACCUGAUAAUGAGGUGAGCAUUUUGGUUGAUGGAGAGGAGAAGAAAAAGGGUAAUUUUCUCCUGGCAGAUGAUUUCGAGCCAUCCCUGAUUCCAUCAAAGUCGAUUCCAGACCCUGAUGAUAAGAAGCCAUUAGACUGGGAUGAGAGAGCAAAGAUACCAGAUCCUGACGCGACAAAACCGGAUGACUGGGAUGAGGAUGCGCCCCUAGAAAUAGAAGAUGAGGAAGCUGUAAAGCCUGAAGGCUGGUUAGAUGACGAGCCUAAGGAAAUCAAUGACCCUGAUGCAGCUAAGCCGGAAGAUUGGGAUGAGGAGGAGGAUGGUGAAUGGGAGGCACCUACGAUUGAUAAUCCAUUGUGUGAAGAAGCUCCUGGUUGUGGCGAGUGGAAGAAGCCAAUGAAGAGGAAUCCAGCUUACAAGGGAAAAUGGCAUCCCCCAUUGAUCGACAACCCGAAUUUUAAAGGCAUUUGGAAGCCACAGGAGAUUCCAAAUCCUCACUACUUUGAACUUGACAGACCAAACUUUGAGCCAAUAGCUGCCAUUGGAAUCGAAAUUUGGACAAUGCAAGAUGGUAUCUUGUUCGACAACAUCUUGAUAGAAAAUGACGAGAAGGUUGCAGAAUCAUACAGGAUGACAACAUGGAAGCCAAAGUACGAAGCUGAGAAAGAAAAACAGAAGUCUGAGGAAGAACUCUCAGGCUUCCAGAAGGUGGUUUUCGAUCUUCUAUACAAGAUUGGAGAUAUUCCAUUCUUGGAUGCUUACAAGCUCCAGAUAGUUGAAUUCAUUGAUAGCGGAAAGAAGCAACCAAACGUCACAAUUGGAACCCUUAUAUCCAGUGCUGUGGUUACCUUGGUGAUAUGCUAUAAGAUUCUUUUUGGUGGGAAGAAACCAAAUGUGGCCACCAAGGAAGGGAGGACAGACAGUGCAGCUGCUAUUAAUCAGGGAAGAACUGGAGAGAAGGGUGAAGAGCCUGAGAGGGAAGCUACUGCUGCUGCUGCUCGUCGUCGGAGAGCUAAUAGACGGGAAACCUGAGAAAGAGGAAUGAGGGUUUAGUAAGUGCCUUGCCAAAUUACUUUGGUGAGCGAUUUUAUUCAGUGAAGUGUUCCUCGAUCCAGGUGUAGGUAUAUGACACCAAAAUAAUGGAGAACUACACUAGUUUUGCAGAAAUCUCAAAUUGAAGGAGUGAAGUAGAGCAGAAAUAUUGCGAUUACUAUGCAUUUGAUUUUCAAUUACAACCCACAGAUAAUACCUUAUAUUUUCUGCUGUAACCUAUACAAGAUGGGAUGAAAACAAAGAAAACAUAAAACUUAAUUCUCUCCAAACAGGUGUAUCUUUUAAAUCAAAGAUCAGCCAGGAAUUUUUAUUUGUUUUUCUAAA